Messenger RNA from Eucalyptus grandis, 1113 nucleotides. Its product is annotated as phosphatidylglycerophosphate phosphatase PTPMT1. Gene Ontology annotation, biological process: protein dephosphorylation. NCBI's taxonomy places the organism in Eukaryota, Viridiplantae, Streptophyta, Magnoliopsida, Myrtales, Myrtaceae. The record is from RefSeq and is a predicted model, not a curated record. Gene Ontology annotation, molecular function: phosphatidylinositol-4,5-bisphosphate 5-phosphatase activity; protein tyrosine/serine/threonine phosphatase activity. The transcript is spliced from 6 exons. The coding region runs from base 16 to 876 and encodes 286 amino acids.
UUACGUGGGGGGGUGAUGAAGAUCGAGGAGGUGGAGGAUGAGGAGAGGGAGAGGGGCGGCGGGGUUCAGGGGGAGAUGGUGGUCGCGAGCUACGACACGAAGAGGGUGCUGGUGGGCGCGGGCGCCCGGAUCUUGUUCUACCCCACGCUCUUGUAUAAUGUGUUCCGGAACAAGAUCCAGGCUGAGUUCCGAUGGUGGGAUGAAAUCGAUCAGUUUCUUUUGCUGGGUGCAGUGCCAUUCCCCAAGGAUGUUCCAAGACUCAAGCAGCUUGGUGUUGGUGGUGUCAUCACCUUAAAUGAAUCUUAUGAAACUUUGGUGCCGUCAUCUUUGUAUCAUGCCCAUGGGAUUGACCACCUUGUAAUACCUACCAGGGAUUAUCUCUUUGCUCCGUCUUUCAUUGACAUUGACCGUGCAGUGGACUUCAUAUACAGAAACUCAUCACGUGGCCAAACAACAUAUGUCCAUUGUAAAGCUGGUCGUGGGAGGAGCACAACGAUAGUGCUUUGCUAUUUGGUAAAGUAUAAACACAUGAGUCCUGCUGCUGCUUUAGAGUACGUUAGGUCUAGAAGGCCCCGUGUACUCCUAGCCCCUGCGCAGUGGAAGGCAGUUCAAGAAUACAGCAAGGGCCAAAGAACGAUGGCAGUAUGUUCUCCAUCAGGCUCGGGGGACACUGUCUAUAUAACAAACGAUGAUCUCGAAGGGUACCAGUGCGCCCUGGGAGAUAAUUAUGGUAAGGCGCUGGCCAUCAUCCCCAAGGUGACAUGGUCAAGACCCAUGAUUGCAAGGUUGUCUUGUCUUUUCGCUUCGCUAAAAGUAUCUGGUGGUAUUGGGAGUGUGCCGAGGCGGUUGCCAGUACCGGAGGCUCGCGCGUGCUAAGGCGUUUGUAUGUUUUGGUGACUCUUUUUGGUGUUCGUACAUGAAAAUAAGUUUUUAUUUAGUAGGAAUCGUCAACGGUAUUUUGUGUCUAAGAGAGAGAGUGAUAGUGUGAGAGGAGAGUUCAAGUGAGUAUAAAGACACGAACAUAAGAGUUAUUGUUGUGUGGUGUAUUCUGCUUCAUCUUGUUGAAUAGAUGUGUCUUUGCAAUGAAUUCUGACACCUUUUCUUGUUAGCAAA